Prorocentrum cordatum is the source of this 1191-nucleotide messenger RNA. NCBI's taxonomy places the organism in Eukaryota, Dinophyceae, Prorocentrales, Prorocentraceae. The record is from the annotation of a GenBank genome assembly.
GCUUGGGCUCAAGCAACUCCUCUCGUGGGCCGUGCUGCCCGAUCACUGUUGGGGGCGCCCGCCGUGGCCCCGAAGCCUCGGACGCGUCGGUCUGCGCGGCAGCCGUUGGCAAUGUUCAAGUCUCUGGGGCAGGCGGCGGCAGGCGCUGCCGGCAAAAUUGCCGGCCAGGUGGUUGGUGCCGUUGAGAACGCCGUCCCCGAGGUGCAGCAGAUGGCGGCCCCCGUGCCCGUAGGUUUUCCAGGCGUCGCGCAGCUGAUCCGCGAGCAUCAGUCGCUAACGAUGACGCAGACCUCCGGGGGCGACUGCGAUUGCGCUCAGGUGUGCUGCUGCUGCUGUAAUAACUGCUGCAACGAGUGCAAGGGCGAGCACGGCGGUCCAGGGUUCCCGUGCUGCUGCAUCCGAGGUGGCAACACGUACACAGUCGAGGAUGCCAGGGGUCGCACGGUGCUAGAUAUCGUCGAGGAUACGAAGCCCGAGGGUUGCCGUGCAGGCGAACGGUGUUGUUGCAGCGCAUGCUCGUCGACGAUCUUCUACUUCAAGGAGCCUGGCGCAGACGGCAAGAUUCUUAUGUCGGUGGAGCGGGAGGGUUUGUCUAAUGGCAAGUGCGUGUGCUGUUUUUCUAUCAUAUGCGAUUGCUGCAACGACAAGCUCCAGGUAUACGAGGGUGAGGUCAUUGGCCUUCCGGGCGAGCUCCAGAAUGCCCCCAAGAUGGUGUCGAUGUUGGAGCAGCCGUGCGGCGGGGGAGGAUUUGUGCCCACGUUGGAUAUCAAGCCUGCGCAGGGUAGCGGGGGGUCCGAGAUGCAGGUCCACGGUCCACUGUGUUUUGGCGGUUGCAUGGCGUUGUGCUGCAAGAGCGAUUUCCAAGUCGACAAGAGCGAAGACGACGGAGCGGCUGGUAGUCUGGGCGUGAUACAGCACUUGGCGCCAAAAACAUGUUGCGAGGUUUGCUGCACGUUCUGUGGCGGUCUCCACAAGUACACCGUUGGCUACAAGGACGGGGCCGCAGAUGAGGACCGGGUCAACAUGUUAAUUGGAUCCCUCCUGGUGGAUUUGGUGUAUUUCCAGAUCGACCAAGGCCCUUGCAACAUGGAUCAAGAUUACAUCUACAUCAACCUGUUCAAUUGCAACUGUUGCGGGUGCGUGUGUCCGUUCAAAUGUUGCAUCAAGAAUUUCAUGUGCGAUUCCGACUAA